Girardinichthys multiradiatus is the source of this 3234-nucleotide messenger RNA. Its product is annotated as glycerol-3-phosphate acyltransferase 4. NCBI's taxonomy places the organism in Eukaryota, Metazoa, Chordata, Actinopteri, Cyprinodontiformes, Goodeidae. Gene Ontology annotation, cellular component: endoplasmic reticulum. Gene Ontology annotation, molecular function: glycerol-3-phosphate O-acyltransferase activity. The transcript is spliced from 13 exons. The record is from RefSeq and is a predicted model, not a curated record. Gene Ontology annotation, biological process: triglyceride biosynthetic process. Bases 637 to 2010 code for a protein of 457 amino acids.
ACCUCGUUUUGACCACCAGAUGGCGCUGCAGAUCAUUCUGUUCGGGGUUUGUUUGGAGCCGGUCUGGUCUUAACGGAAGGCUCCUUCCUCUGGUCGCCCGCUGUUCGUUCGUCUUAUUCGGCGGGUGGAGUUUGGCGGCGGUCAGGGAGACAAAGACAGGGCUGGACGGGGGAAGUCGUGCUGGGUCGUCGCUAGAUGUGCUUUGACUUAAGGUUGACACCCAGCUGCUGAGUCCCCGGAUCUCCACCGGACAAGGGAACCACCUGCAGAGCUCACUUGUUUUUAUUACAGUAUUUACUUCUCUAUCGUCAGCGGGAAUUUAUAACAAAGGACAUCUGCAGGAGGGACUGGACUUGUUUUCCUUCUUUUUACUUGACAUUGAACUCAUCCCAGUUUUCAAUACACCAAAAAAAAAAAUAAUGCCCUAAGAGGCAGCGUGAAGAUGUUUGGUUGUUUUUGUGUAGAUGUUUCAGCAGGUGUCUGGAGAAGCUCUAUUCUCUGGUGAUCUCAAUGAAGCUUUUUUCGUGACAAAUCCCCAACAGGGCCACUUGGGUCCAGACUGUGGAGACCUGUACCUACAGGAACUCAAAGUAAUUUAAAGUAUUUAUUGGAAUAUUAGCCCAUUCUUGCUUCAGGAUGGACCUCUUCUUCAACCCUUUUGAUAAUCUGCUGUGCAUCCUACUGGGCAUUUCCUUUACAGUGUGGUUCACCCUGCUGCUGGUAUUCAUUAUUGUCCCGGCCAUUUUUGGUGUAUCAUUUGGCAUCAGGCGUCUUUAUAUGAAGACUUUGUUGAAGAUAUUUGAGUGGGCCACACUUAGGAUAGAGAGGGGAGCCAAAGAAAAAAAUCACCACCUGUACAAACCUUACUCAAAUGCUAUAAUCGCUAAGGAUCCCACCUCCUUGGAAGAGGAGAUCAAGGAGAUCCGGCGGAGCGGCAGCAACAAAGACCUGGACUCUGCCUCGGAGUUUGAGAUGUCCGACAUCUUCUACUUUGCUCGGCGAGGGGUGGAGAGCAUCAUGGACGAUGAAGUGACCAAGCGGUUUUCUGCUGAAGAGCUGGAGUCCUGGAAUCUGCUGACUCGCAGCAACAACAACUUUCAUUAUAUCAGCCUGAGGCUGACCAUCCUCUGGGGGCUGGGCCUCGUGAUCCGCUACGGUAUCCUGCUGCCUCUCAGGGUAACCCUCGCCUUCACUGGUGUAGGCCUCCUUGUGUUCCUCACCUCUGUAAUCGGGCGUCUGCCAAAUGGAAGGAUGAAGAACCUACUCAGUGAGAAAGUACAUCUGAUGUGCUACAGAAUAUGUGUCAGAGCGUUGACUGCCAUUAUAACCUAUCAUGACAGUGAGAAUAAACCCAAAAAUGGAGGCAUCUGUGUCGCUAACCAUACUUCACCGAUUGAUGUUAUCAUCCUGGCCAGCGACGGCUGCUACGCCAUGGUUGGCCAAAUUCACGGUGGACUGAUGGGGGUCAUUCAGCGAUCCAUGGUCAAGGCCUGUCCACACAUUUGGUUUGAGCGCUCUGAAGUAAAAGACCGACACCUAGUGGCCAAACGGUUGAGCGACCAUUUACAAGAUAAAUCUAAGCUGCCUAUUCUCAUUUUUCCAGAAGGUACCUGCAUAAACAACACUUCAGUCAUGAUGUUCAAGAAGGGCAGUUUUGAUAUCGGCGCCACUGUCUACCCUGUGGCCAUUAAGUAUGAUCCACGGUUUGGUGAUGCCUUCUGGAACAGCAGCAAGUUUGGAAUGGUCAACUACCUUCUCCGUAUGAUGAGCAGCUGGGCCAUCGUCUGCAGCGUGUGGUACCUUCCUCCCAUGUCAAGAGAGGACGGGGAGGACGCCGUACAGUUUGCCAAUCGUGUGAAAGCAGCCAUAGCCAGGAAGGGUGGACUAGUUGACCUCCUGUGGGAUGGAGGUUUAAAGCGAGAGAAGGUAAAAGAUACCUUUAAAGAAGAGCAGCAAAAGCUGUAUAGCAAAAUGCUCGUAGGCACCCAAGAGGACCGCAGCCGCUCCUGAGGGUCCUUCAUGGAGGUGGACUGACUCAGAGACUGUUCUGGGCAUCCCUGAUGAGGCCGACAGUCAGCAGUGAUCCUUCACAGGUGGAACCGCUGGACUGGAUUGUUCCUUUCUUGAUGUCAGCAGUACUCCAUUUGGCUUCUUCAGUCACUGCCUCAGCCUGGCAUGUUAAGUUGCAUCACUGUUGUGGGGAUUCGGCCCCCUCGUUGGAAAAGCUUGAUAAAAGCCUCGCUCGCAUUAGAAAAGAAAGACUUGGCACAAAGUGAAAGCUUUCCUUUGUGUCUGUCUAUUGAGGGGAAACAAAUGGUAGUCUAUAUUUGUCUUUGUUUUCCUGCCAGAAUGUAUUUUUUAAAAGCUUGAUUAUCUCACCUGGAGUUGAAGUUACAGAGGGAAUGUAGAAAUGAGAUGUAGAUUAAAUCUAGUUUAUUUUAAUCAUAAAACCUGAGGCUGAGUUGUUUUUUUCAUAAAUGGUAGUACCUCCACUAUAGGGCAAAAUGCCAAACUUUGUUACAUUUCAGAUAUUUGUAUGUGCUUUUUCCAGGAGGAGGAAAGAACAAAUCUUGUAUGCGAAGAUUAUUUUGCAAUACAACUUGUAUCAACAUGUGGUUUCAUUUGGGCAGAAAAGCUCUUUUGUGUGUUUUCCAUGGAAUGUGAGCGAACUCACAAUAUGAAGUGGAAACUGUGCACCUACAGUUUCUGUUAUGCAGGCAUAUUGAUUUUUAUGCAGAUACUCCUCUUCAAGUUAACGCUGCAACAUGACUGGAGUAAGGGAGCGCACAGUCGUUUCAUGAAGCUUUUGGUUUUAUAGUUGUGCCUUAAAGGCUCAUGGCACCAAGGUAACGGCAUAGGAUAAAUGCCCAUGACAAAAACAUGGCUGUAAGUAACAAUCACCUGAUUCUUGUUUAAAUACACUUCCAAACAGACCUGAUUUUGUGCAGUUUCUGUAUUACCUCAUUUGUUUUAAGCAAAAGCCAAAAGCUUUUGUCUGUAUCUUCCUCUAAAUAAAGAUAUUUUUUCAACCUAGCAACCUCAUGGAGGUCUUUAGAAGGGACUGCAGCUGUAGCUGGUGCUUUGCAUUAGGCUGGGAGGGGUGGCAACAUGGGUACAGCCUGUUACGGGUAUCUCCCUGAAACAUUGAUCUUGUUAGUUUGGUGUUAUCAGGGGCAGCCAUUUAGAGCCUGUCAAAUCAGUUCAUUGAAAUAAAUGUUUAAGAAUGGGACUCAA